UAUAAAUAAUUCUAUAAAUUAAUAUCAUUUGAUAUCAUUAUUAUAUAAAUAAGGCAUGUUUUAUCAUAUAUCAUUAGAACAUGAAAUUUUAUUACACCCUAGAUAUUUUGGACCUCAAUUAUUAGAUACUGUGAAACAAAAACUAUAUACUGAAGUAGAAGGUACUUGUACAGGAAAAUAUGGUUUUGUAGUUGCUGUAACAACAAUAGAUAAUAUAGGUGCAGGAAUCAUACAACCAGGACAAGGUUUUGUAGUAUAUCCAGUUAAAUAUAAGGCUAUUGUAUUUAGACCAUUUAAAGGGGAAGUAUUAGAUGCCAUAGUAACACAAGUGAAUAAAGUUGGAAUGUUUGCUGAAAUAGGACCACUUUCAUGUUUUAUAUCUCAUCAUUCGAUUCCAGCAGACAUGCAGUUUUGUCCAAAUAUAAAUCCACCAUGUUACAAAACUAAAGAAGAGGAUGUAAUUAUUCAACCAGAUGAUGAAAUAAGAUUAAAAAUUGUUGGUACAAGAGUUGAUGCCACUGGAAUUUUUGCUAUUGGAACAUUGAUGGAUGAUUAUCUAGGUAAAUAUUUAUUUUAUUACUCUAAUGAUUAAUUAAAAUUAUAUUGCUUUUUUUAAAAAAUAUAUUUCUGUUAUAGGA
Molecule: messenger RNA, 638 nt
Organism: Apis laboriosa (Himalayan honeybee)
Lineage: Eukaryota; Metazoa; Arthropoda; Insecta; Hymenoptera; Apidae
Gene: Rpb7
Product: DNA-directed RNA polymerase II subunit RPB7
Exons: 7
Coding region: 56-592 (178 amino acids)
Biological process (GO): DNA-templated transcription; positive regulation of nuclear-transcribed mRNA poly(A) tail shortening; transcription initiation at RNA polymerase II promoter
Cellular component (GO): RNA polymerase II, core complex; P-body
Molecular function (GO): single-stranded RNA binding; translation initiation factor binding; single-stranded DNA binding
Source: RefSeq, a predicted model, not a curated record